AUGGCGGGCUCCGGGGAGCGGGCAACUGCGCCAAAGUUGCGCGUCGCCUUCUUGCAUCCCGACCUGGGCCUUGGCGGCGCCGAGCGGCUGAUAGUGGACAUGGCGCAGGCGCUUGUCGACCGCGGUCAUGAGGUCGUCAUCUACACGUCCUUCCACGACCCCGAGCGCUGCUUCCCCGAGACCGUUUCAGGGGCGUUCGACGUCAAGGUCCGCGGCGCGUGGUUCCCGCGCGCCCUGGCGGGCCGCGGCCUCGCCGCCUGCGCGUACGCCCGCGCCCUCCUCGCCGCGUUCGCGCUCGUCCGCGAGGCCGGCAGCUCCCCGUACGACGUCGUAGUCGUCGACCAGGUGUCGGCCGCGGUGCCCCUCCUGCGCGCAGGGAGCCCCUCGCGCGUGGUCUUCUACUGCCACUUUCCCGACCUCCUCCUCGCGCGCCCCGCGUCGGCGCUGCACCGGCUGUACCGCGCCCCGCUCGACCGCAUCGAGGAAUCCACCACCGCGCAAGCACACCUGGUGUUGGUGAAUUCGAUCUUCACCCGCAGCGUCUUCCACCGGACGUUCAAGCGGGCGAGCGCUGCGGGCGUGGAUCCCGAGGUGCUGUACCCGUGCGUGGACGUGCGGGAACACAGCGCGCCGUGCACGGACGCGGACCUGCAGCAGCUGCCGCCGGAGCUGCUGGACGCGCGGCAGCGGAUGUUCCUGUCGAUCAACCGCUUCGAGAGGAAGAAAGGCCUGCCGCUCGCCAUCAAGGCGUUGGCGGAGUUGCAGAAGCUGCAUGGAAAGCAGCCGGUGCUGGUGUUCGCGGGCGGGUACGACACGAGGGUGUCGGAGAACGUCGAGCACCUCGAGGAGCUGCGGGCGCUGGCGGCGGACGCGGGCGUCGAGGAGGGCAAGCAGGUGUUUUUCGUGCCGUCGUUCACCAGCGCGCAACGGCGGGCGCUGCUGGCGCUGUGCGCGGCGGUGGUGUACACGCCCGCGGACGAGCACUUCGGGAUCGUGCCGCUCGAGGCCAUGGCGUCGUCGCGGCCCGUCAUCGCCUGCAACAGCGGCGGACCCCUCGAAACGGUGGUGGACGGCUCCACAGGGCUGCUCGUCGAGCCAGAUGCGUCCGCGUUCGCCUCGGCGAUGCAGACGCUCAUGGACGAGACGCGCGCGGCUGCGAUGGGCGCCGCCGGGCGCAAGCACGUCGCGGAGAAGUUCGGGAGGGAGAGUUUCGGAGCGGCCCUGGAAGCGCACUUGCGGGGGUCGCUAGCGCAGGCGGGCGGUGGCGCCGCGCGGGGCGCGGACGGCCGAGGAGGCCGUGCGCAUGACAAGUCUGACUAG
Messenger RNA from Pedinophyceae sp. YPF-701, 1320 nucleotides. The record is from the annotation of a GenBank genome assembly. NCBI's taxonomy places the organism in Eukaryota, Viridiplantae, Chlorophyta, Pedinophyceae.